CUAUAAAAAGAGCCAUGUCAUGAAGUAAGCUUGCAUCUUUUACCUUUUAUCAUCGAAACCAUAUUUCGUAUUCACCAUACAAUCCUUUAUACUUACUACAUUCCUUUAAAUAAGUCACCGAAUAACGUAUAGUACUCAAAUGAAGGUAAAAAUCAUUGCUGUCUAUACUGUCAGUCAAUAAAAUGAAAAGGCCAGGUCGGCUAACGGUGGUUUUUCUGUUUUUAAACGUAAUAGUUCACUCUUGUAAGCACUCUUUUAGCUGGCCUUCUCGCUACUUCAUCUUAUGUUUUCGCCGAUGAGAACAACAUGCAUUAUUUCUCUGUUCCUGGCCCUGAUUCUGAAUUUACUACCACUGAUAGAAUUGACUUCACUACCAAUGGUAUCACCAACGACGCUGACGAGACCAUUAUUGCUAAGCUCUACAACGCUGCUGAUAAUACAGAAGUUAAACAAAUCGGUUCCUACACUGGCGAAGGUAUUGUUCGAUAUGACGAUAGCGAAGACUGGUCUUUCAGCUGGGUUGUAGAUGUGCCUCCAGGUACUUAUUACGUUCGUCUAUGGGAGCAAGAUGCCGAUGGAGAUAUUGACGAUGAUGAUGAAUGGGAUAAUGAAAUUCGUAGCCAUGACUUCAUGAUAAGAGAAGCUCCUGUGGAAAAGAAACGAAGAAAGAGAGCCUAUUUCAGAAGAUCGGCUAGCCUUAUACAAAAAGCUCAGGCUUUAAAGAAAGAAAAACAAUCUGCUUCGUAAUUCGAUGAUUGUAUGAUAAAAAUCUUCUCCAUUUCAUAACUUAUUACAUUUUUGUAGUAAAGCAAUACGAGCAGUGUUGUUCGUGAUUAUUCCCUCUGUUGCUUAAACCACACUAUUCCUCCCUCUCUAUUUAUUAAGCAUUAUUACUCAUGCCCUCCCAUUUCUCAAAUAAAGCCGUCUCAAUACAUAUACGACACAUUUUCGAAUUAAUCAAGAAAAUAUCAUGUAAAUGUAC
Messenger RNA from Mycotypha africana, 982 nucleotides. RefSeq lists its product as uncharacterized. Bases 307 to 747 code for a protein of 146 amino acids. Lineage: Eukaryota; Fungi; Mucoromycota; Mucoromycetes; Mucorales; Mycotyphaceae. The transcript has a single exon. The record is from RefSeq and is a predicted model, not a curated record.